AUUUCGUUUUCCCCCUUCAGUGCGGACCUGUUAUUCAACAAGUACUUGUUCCGGUACCAAAUGCAGCAUGUUUGGAAGUUUAGUUAGAAAUCGAAAUGGCCUGUCAAAACUGACAGAUUUUGGUAUUUCUUCGCUUAAGUCAUUCAAAGGUCUGCCAUGUGCUGUUACGCAGGUGGCCACACUCAUGAAGCUUGAGGAUCCUCCAACAUAUGACCAUGUGGAGUUUCCUGAGAGGAAGAGGUUGAGGUUCUACGAGAAAGUCCCUCAGCUACAGCAAGGUGUGCGGGCACCAAAAACUCCGAAAGAUCUCCAUCUGAUGCGAGGCCCAGACAAGCUCCACAACAAGCUGCAGUAUGGGCAAUACGGCAUUCAGGCAUUGACUGGCGGCAGGCUCCGAUGGGGCCACUACGAGGCGCUGCGUCUGACGAUCGGUCGAAGGAUGGAUGAAUCGAGGAUGUUCGCCAUCUGGCGCAUCGACCAGCCGUGGAAGUCUGUGUCCAAGAAGGGGAUCGGUACACGGAUGGGAGGAGGGAAGGGCAACAUCGACCACUACGUGUACCCAUUACGAGCCAACAGGAUCCUUCUGGAAAUGGGGGGGAAAUGUGAAUUUAAGGAAGUAGAGAAAAUCUUGAAACCUCUAGCCAAAAUCAUGCCUUUUCGAGCCCGUGUUGUGAGUCAUGAGAUUCUUGCAGAGGAAGCUAAGCAGGAAGCAUUCAUGAAGAGGAACAAUAUCAACCCUUUUACCUUUCAGCACUGUGCUCAGCACAACUUCCUGGGGUGCAGGACAUGGAUGAGUCCCUAUGACUUCCAGUGGCAUGGCAAAUAUAGAUGAUGAUGAUGAUGAUGCUGGCAGUUUUUGAAACACAUGCGACUCUACUAGCCCUCGAGACCCGUGAACAUUUGGGGGUAGAACAGGUCUUCAGCAACCCAUGCUUGCCGUAAAAGGCGACUAUGCUUUUAGUAAAAGGUGACUAACGGGAUCGGGUGGUCAGGCUCGCUGACUUGGUUGAUCAUGUCAUUGAUCCCAA
Haliotis rufescens (red abalone) is the source of this 1028-nucleotide messenger RNA. Its product is annotated as 39S ribosomal protein L16, mitochondrial-like. Gene Ontology annotation, biological process: mitochondrial translation. Gene Ontology annotation, molecular function: structural constituent of ribosome; rRNA binding. Bases 68 to 832 code for a protein of 254 amino acids. The record is from RefSeq and is a predicted model, not a curated record. Gene Ontology annotation, cellular component: mitochondrial large ribosomal subunit; ribosome. NCBI's taxonomy places the organism in Eukaryota, Metazoa, Mollusca, Gastropoda, Lepetellida, Haliotidae. The transcript is spliced from 4 exons.